AUGACCUCCCUCAUUAACGCCGUUCGCUCCAAGUUUCUGGACGCGAUCAGGUCCGUGAAUCCUCCUGGGAGAUGGAAGAUCUUGGUCGUGGACGAGCAUUCGCAGCAGCUGCUGGGUUCGGUGCUGAAACAGUAUGAUAUCCUCGAGGAGAAUGUCACCCUCAUCGAAUCGAUCACGAAUUAUCGCGAGCCUCAGCCCGGGUUCGAGGCGAUGUACCUGCUCAUGUCAACCUCACAGAAUGUCGAUCGCAUUAUACGCGACUUCUCAAACGGGAACCAGCAAUAUGCUGGAGCGCAUUUGUUCUUUGUCGACGGACUGGACGAGCAGCUGUUCGAACGCAUCACAUCAUCGCCGGCUGAGCCGCACUUAAAGACCCUGCAGGAGCUCUUCGUCAACUUCUGGGCCGUGGAGGCACAGACGUUCUCACUCAAGCUUCCCGGCUCAUUCUUCAACAUGUACAGUCCACCCCGUAGUGACAGCGCUGUCCGUAUGGCACGCGACCGGCUGGAGGAGGAAUUGCGCUUCGUGAGCAAGAUGAUCACCAAUGUAUGCAUUACCAUGAACGAGUUUCCGUACAUCCGAUACUAUCUCCCAACACAUCACGCGCCGCUGGGUGCCUUUAAGCCGCACGCUUCGACUCGUGCGCCGCCACCGCCUGAGAACAGCGGUCGAUGGCGGACGCAGCUCGCGCGUGGUGCCGAGGCACGGGCGUACGAGAACGCAGACACCGACUUUGUCUCGAAGGUGCUCGCAUUUAUGGUACAGCGCGACCUGGACGAGUACAAGAAGGCGAAUCCCGAUUUUCCGAAAGCGUCCGAUCCACCACGGCCGCGCUCCACCAUGAUCAUCACUGAUCGGUCUAUGGAUACCCUCGCACCGUUCGUGCACGAGUUCACAUACCAGGCUAUGGCGAACGAUCUGCUUCCGAUCGAAGACGGCACCAAAUAUACGUACAAGUUCCAGUCUACACAGGGCACAUUUGAGGACAAGACGGCGACGUUGUCGGACGCAGAUAGCGUGUGGACAGCCGUGCGGCACAUGCACAUGCGCGAGGCGAUCGACAAGCUCAUGGCGGAUUUCAACCAGUUCAUGCAGGACAAUGCUGGCUUCAAGGGAGAGGGUGCGGCGAACCUGAACGACAUGAAAGACAUGUUGGCGAACCUACCACAGUAUCAAGAACAGCGAGAAAAGUUCUCGCUACAUUUGAACAUGGCUCAAGAAUGUAUGGGCAUCUUUGAGCACGACAAAUUACCUACUGUUGCGACUGUUGAGCAGAACUGCGCGACUGGCCUUACAGCCGAAGGCAAGACUCCCAAGACACUCGUAGAACAAAUGGUUCCUCUCCUGGACAGCCGAGAAGUCGUGAACAUGAACAAAGUACGCAUCAUCGCGCUGUAUAUUCAGUUCCGUGACGGCGUUCCCGACGAGGAUCGGCGAAGAUUGUACCAACACGCGCGGCUGUCACACGCCGAGCAAGAUGCGGUCAAUGCGCUGGUUCACUUCGGUGUCCGAAUAAGCAGAGGUCCCGGCGACAAAGACACGAAGAAAAGGCUACGACAGAAGCCGCCGAGCGAAGAAGAAUACGAGCUGUCACGUUUCAAGCCUCUGCUGCAGACGGUUGUCGAGGACCACGUCAAAAACCGGUUGGACCCCACGCUCUUUCCCUACGUUAAGGAAGCGCCGUCACUAGCACCUGCCAACAGCUUGCGAUCGCCUGCAUCACCAGUCAUACAGCCGGCAACCUCCUUGCGAAGCGCAAAGCCCAGUUGGCAUCGCGCUCCCAAGGCAGGUGGUGCGCGUGAGGAGGUCCGGCAACGCGUUUUUGUUUUCGUCGCUGGUGGCAUGACGUAUUCCGAGAUGCGAGAUGCGUAUGUCAUGUCGAAGUCCUUGAACAAGGACAUCAUCAUCGGCUCGACGCACGCCAUUACACCCGCACAUUUCAUCGACGACCUGAAGGUACUCGAACUUGGUGGUAUAGGCUCACGCGCAAUGCCCAAUGGCCUAAACGAUGGCAAAGGCCAGCGGCCGCUGCAAGCCUUCUACGACGAGAAGUAUUAUACCCGGGAUGCACCCCCACCGCAACGCGCUGCACCUGCACCUGCGGCCAACGCGCGGCCAGAACAGGGCCGGCUGCACAAGUCAUCGGUUCCGUCGUUCGCGGGCUCAACGGUGUCUGUUAACAGUACGGCGAGCAACAAGGAAGAGAAGAAGAAGAAACGGGGUCUGUUCCAUUUCUGA
Postia placenta MAD-698-R-SB12 is the source of this 2238-nucleotide messenger RNA. RefSeq lists its product as hypothetical. NCBI's taxonomy places the organism in Eukaryota, Fungi, Basidiomycota, Agaricomycetes, Polyporales, Adustoporiaceae. Gene Ontology annotation, molecular function: syntaxin binding. Gene Ontology annotation, biological process: vesicle-mediated transport; intracellular protein transport. Bases 1 to 2238 code for a protein of 745 amino acids. Gene Ontology annotation, cellular component: secretory granule; plasma membrane. The transcript has 15 exons. The record is from RefSeq and is a predicted model, not a curated record.